Emericellopsis atlantica is the source of this 1629-nucleotide messenger RNA. Its product is annotated as guanine nucleotide binding protein, alpha subunit. The transcript is spliced from 6 exons. Gene Ontology annotation, molecular function: G-protein beta/gamma-subunit complex binding; GTP binding; G protein-coupled receptor binding. Lineage: Eukaryota; Fungi; Ascomycota; Sordariomycetes; Hypocreales; Bionectriaceae. Gene Ontology annotation, biological process: adenylate cyclase-activating G protein-coupled receptor signaling pathway. Gene Ontology annotation, cellular component: heterotrimeric G-protein complex. The coding region runs from base 268 to 1335 and encodes 355 amino acids. The record is from RefSeq and is a predicted model, not a curated record.
CGAAAUCCCCGACACGAGCGCCAGCGUGGUACUCGAGUACCUACCUCCAGCCGUCGACGACAUCUCUCCCCCGUUGCACUGCUACCGGGCCUCCCGCCGCUUGCCGGAGCUCUACCGCCUGCUCACAGAGCAAUAACCAAUUGGCAGGCCAUGCGCCUGUGACCAAGACAGCUUUGCGAUUGAAGAAUCACUCGUCGCAACUAUAUACCUUACCUUUGCAUCAGAGGAAUCGAACCCCGAGACCCCGCAGGGUGCACCGCAGUCAACAUGGGCAUCUGCAAUAGCACCAGCAAUGAGGAGGCGGAACAGAAGAAGAAGAGUCAACACAUAGACAAGAUUUUGGAAGAGGACUCGAAGAAGUUACGGAAGGAAUGCAAGAUUCUCCUGUUGGGCUCGGGCGAGAGCGGCAAGUCGACCAUUGUGAAGCAGAUGAAGAUCAUCCAUCUCAAAGGAUACUCCGAGGAAGAGCUCUACAACUAUCGACCGACCGUCUUCAAGAAUCUCGUGGAAUGCGCAAAGGCCGUCAUCAACGCCAUGCAGCAAUUCAACAUUGAGCCGCAACGGGAAGGCAACCAGGCUCAUGCCGACUAUCUACUAGAUUACCAAACCGAGUCCGGCCCUCAGGCGCACAUUGAGCCGCAAGUAGGUGCUGCUGUGCAGGCCAUCUGGAAUGACCCGGCCAAGAACCUGCUCAUGGAUCACCAAACCGAGUUCUACCUGAUGGACUCGGCCGAAUACUUUUUCCAAGAAGCGGAUCGCAUCGUCGCGCCCGACUAUCUUCCCACAGAGAUGGAUGUCCUACGCGCGCGAACAAAGACCACGGGGAUAUACGAGACGCGCUUUCAAAUGGGCCAGCUUAGUAUACAUAUGUUCGACGUCGGUGGCCAGCGUUCUGAGCGCAAAAAGUGGAUUCAUUGUUUCGAGAACGUCACAUCUAUCAUAUUUUGCGUUGCUCUGAGCGAAUACGACCAAGUCCUGCUCGAGGAGAGCAGUCAGAACCGAAUGAUGGAAAGUCUCCUGUUGUUUGAUAGCGUCGUCAACUCGAAAUGGUUUAUGCGAACGAGCAUCAUCCUGUUUCUAAACAAGGUCGACAUCUUCAAACAAAAAUUGGGGCGGUCGCCAUUGGGCAACUAUUUCCCCGAUUACUCGGGCGGCAGCGACGUGAACAAGGCCGCCAAGUAUUUGCUGUGGCGGUUCAAUCAGGUCAACAGGGCUCACCUCAACCUCUACCCACAUCUUACGCAAGCGACCGACACAUCGAAUAUUCGGCUUGUUUUCGCGGCGGUCAAGGAGACGAUUCUCAAUAACGCCCUAAGGGAUUCAGGUAUUUUGUGAACGAAGACAUUUUACGAGCGAUUGGGUUCUCUUCUUCUUGCUUUUAUACGCGGAAUCGCCCCAGGGGCAUGGAGCGUGCACGUAUCGGCGUUGGGCGCAGUGACUUCGGGAGCCAGCGUCUCGAAUUAUACCAAUGUGUUGGCGCAUAGGGUCACAUAUGAUCACAUAUCAUCAGAGAGACUGUGUCGCAGAAGUCAGACGUAACGUGGGUUGUCGCGGCGUGCUGGGACAUUAUUGUUGCGUCAUUGCAGCAGAAAUGAGGUAUCAAGUGUAUUAAUGCUGUAUGGCUUGCGG